UUAUUAUUCAGUUAGUGGUUAGCAUCCAGCGGCGAUGGAUUUCGUUGAUAAAAUAGUUAUCGUCACCGGUGCCAGUUCGGGCAUUGGGAAAUCUUGCGCUAUGGACUUUGCGAGACAUUCAGCAAAAUUGGUUUUGGUUGGUCGUAACGUUAACAACUUGAAGGAAACCAAGGAUGAAUGCGAACGAAUUAGUGGGAUUGAAGCUUUGACAGUGACCGCUGAUAUAACCAAAGAAGACGACAUCGAUCUCAUCAUCAAUAACACAAUUGAGCAUUACGGGAAAAUAGACGUCCUGGUGAACAAUGCCGGGAGGUUGCUUAUGGCUGGUAUUAGGGACAGCAUCACGAAUUACGAUAAAAUAUCAGCUGUUAACGUCCGAGGUACAUACAUUUUGACACAACGAGCCCUCCCGCAUUUAAUUGAAACGAAAGGUAAUAUUGUUAAUGUAUCAAGUGUCUUAUCAACCACCGCACUCCCAACACUGACGGCGUAUUGCAUGACGAAAGCAGCGUUGGACAUGCUGACCAAGUGUGCCGCGUUGGAGCUAGCUGAAAAAGGAGUUAGAGUAAACUCUGUUAACCCGGGUCCGGUUGCUACAGAAUUGUUUCUGCGAGCUGGUUUGGAUGAAGAAGCAAACAGACAAGCUUACGCUAGUAUGGGCAUGGCGAUGCCUUUGCAAAAGAUAACCAGCUGUGAUGAUGUAGCCAAGUUGGUAGUCUUUCUCGCAAGCGACUACGCCAGCAGUAUCACAGGAGCCACACAUCUCGUCGACUGCGGACUACAUCUCGGAAAACCUGUUUUUUAAUUUCAGUGCAUAAAUACCGUAUAUUAUUUACGCUUCUAUUUUAAAAGCUAUCUCACUAGUGUGGUUUUUGUAGUAAAAUAUCAGUAAAAUGUAUGUUGAAUAAAGGAAACGAAGAGGGUUUGGUUCAUUUAA
Molecule: messenger RNA, 937 nt
Organism: Danaus plexippus (monarch butterfly)
Lineage: Eukaryota; Metazoa; Arthropoda; Insecta; Lepidoptera; Nymphalidae
Product: glucose 1-dehydrogenase 2-like
Exons: 1
Coding region: 35-805 (256 amino acids)
Molecular function (GO): oxidoreductase activity
Source: RefSeq, a predicted model, not a curated record